CAACAAUACUGGCUCCCCGGCUACGGUCUCUCCCGCGCCAUCGUCCUCGGCCAGAUCCAGUACUUCCUGGGUCCAGCGGCAACGGCGCGGCCGUAUUCCUACCAGGGCCGAGACGGCUACCUCAUCACCGGUGUCCCAUUGACGAGGAACCAGAUCGACGAUCUAUCAGCCAUGUCUCGCGAAUACGAACGGCAGGAAUCCCUGCGCAUG
Molecule: messenger RNA, 210 nt
Organism: Aspergillus japonicus CBS 114.51
Lineage: Eukaryota; Fungi; Ascomycota; Eurotiomycetes; Eurotiales; Aspergillaceae
Exons: 3
Source: RefSeq, a predicted model, not a curated record